Molecule: messenger RNA, 4430 nt
Organism: Orbicella faveolata
Lineage: Eukaryota; Metazoa; Cnidaria; Anthozoa; Scleractinia; Merulinidae
Product: constitutive coactivator of PPAR-gamma-like protein 1 homolog
Cellular component (GO): nucleus
Source: RefSeq, a predicted model, not a curated record
CACCCAGACUUCCUUGCAAGUGUAGUGAAAUAUGGCGGUCGUGAACACGUGUAGGAGACAUGUAGUAGAAUAUCUCCUUGUUUUCUCUAUGUAAGACUUAAUUCGACGGGCAUUUUCCAUAGGAUAGUGUAGCUAAGAUGGGAAUCCAGGGGUUACAGGAGUACGUUGAGGCGAAUUGCCCGAAUGCUUGCGAAGAAGUUGAUCUGAAAGCCGUCCUUCAUGGGAAAAAAGCGACGAGCGCUGGUCAGCCGGUCUUGCUUGUGGACGCGAAGAGCUGCUUAAAACAUCUUUACGGGCCGACUACAGAUUGGGCUUGUGGAGGACAGUGGAACGAAAUGCUACGCAAUGUAGAACAUUUCACAAGGUCGUUCCGCCAGCAAAAUAUCGAGAUUGUGAUGUAUUUCGACGGUGAAGGCGACUCUGGGAGAUUGUAUGAAUGGAUCAAAACUCAAAACGAAAAAAGACAAUUAGCUCGGCAAAUCUUCGGUCAUGUUAUGAAAAUGAAUUCCUAUCCAGGAAAAAGACUGUAUUUUCCGCCACCUGUGGUAAACACGUGCCUACGGCUUGCGUUUCUCAGUUGUGGUGUUUUAGUGUGCACUUCUAUGGCCGAUCUUCACAAAGAAAUGGCGAGUUAUUGUCAAGGCGAAUGCUUGGCUGGGGUUAUCAGCCAUCACGCAGAUUUUCUCGUGUUUGACGUCCCGAAUUACUUUUCCGCCGAUCACCUUAAAUUUUCCAAGAAAGACAUUACGACAAUGCGGUUUAACCGAGAAGCCAUGCUAAAUGAACUGACACUCCAUCACGAUCGAGUAGGAUUGUUCGCUAGUUUACUGGGAACAUCGUUCAUUCCAGAAGACAACCUUGGCUCAUUUUACUGGAACCUACUAGGUCCAGAUCACCCUCUUGCAAAAGUACAGGUCAAAGAGAAGCACCAGCCAAUUUUCCCGGCCAAUGACAUCAUCAUCACUAGCGUAAUUAAUUUUCUAAAGAAUGUCGCAGAUGUUUCAAAUCUUCCAUGGAUUGCUCGUCAAGUAUUCCGCUCAGAAAAUGUUGACUUAGCUGAGAUCACAGAGAAACUUAGAAAGGCUGUGGAACAUUACUCGGGCCUUCCUAAGGAGGAAUCAGCCCCACAGUCUCCUGGUAUUGCUCCAGGUCGCAAACAGAAUGAACAUCAGUAUCAGAAGAUGUGGCAGCAUUGGCAACAGCACCAGUUUGUCCCAAAACCUGCAACUCCACAACAAAAGAACACACCUCUGCCUCAAAACAGUGACAGUACCAAAAAGCAAAUUCCCAGUGUCACAGAAUUGCAACAGAGUUUAUCAUCACUUCAAGUUCAGAAUUCUCCAGAGUCUGCCAUCAUGCAUUCCUUGCCUUUAUCACCCCCAGAGGACCCCCCAGCACUACAAACUACAACAGCUUCAUUGUCGCCUCUUCAUGAAGGUUCACUACUCCCCAAUCCCUCCGUAUCACCUUCUGCAGUCCUCCCCACCCCACCACCCUCCUCUGAGUCUUCACCCAUGAUGUUGACAAGUGGAAAGACGGGUGCUAAUCAUGUGAGCUCUGUCGAAAAUACAGAAGAAAAACUAGAAGAGAGCACAGUUAAAGGUGCCUUCCCAGAUAUUCCGCAACGUGUCCUGGAUGUUACUGUCCAUCUUCUUCAAAAUGGAAAGAUGAUAGAAACUGUUUACCAAGUUCUUACAAAAGCUGAGAUCACCAUUGACACCACAAUUGAAGAUGAACAGUUGCCCGACUGCCUCCCCUCUGCACUCCUGUUCCGUAAAGUUCGUCAAAGGGUCUAUGGAAUCCUGUUUGACUUGUCAGCUAAGAAGAAAAAAGAUGACAAAUUUGAUGUUAGCUCCUUGGCAGUGAAGGAAUGGUGUGUUUAUGGUGGAAGGCGUUUGGAUGAUCCUGAUAUUGUGGAACCAAUUGCUCUUGAUUGGGAGGUGCCAUCAGUUGAUAAGCUCUGGUUCAACAAGGGAGUGACGGCAGAUAAUAACAGAUUGAAAGCUUUUCUGUCUUGUAUGAUGAGCGACAUUCCUAGCAUGACACAGACUGUCAUUGUACCCAAGAGGCUGGUGAUUCUUUGUUGUGUUCUAAGGUACCUGAUAUCACAUGGACGUUUCAUUUUAACAACUCGUGAAUUGGAUGCUUUCCUUGCCCAAGCUUUGUCUCCACAUUUGACAACAGAGUGCAAUGCGUCUAAUUUGAGAGAAAUCAAACUUAAACGGGUAGAUGCUCGUGCUGUCCAGCUGGCUUCCAUCUUUAUGCGUGGUGUUCAAGCUGCCAUUUUUGCAAAUGAUGCUUGUGCUGUUCCUAUCCCCUGGGAGCUGGUGUGUCCAUGGAAUUAUUUUGACGGAAAGCUGUUUCAUAGCAAGUACCUUAUGGUUGCAGAUAAUGUCUCCCUUCUUGAACUGUGUGAUGGAAAGAGUGGACGAGUGGAAAAGCUACAGCGAAUGAAAUGGUGCAUCACUGAGGGUCUGCAGCAAGACUUUGGUCUGCCCCAUGGACUCCCUUCUGGUGCCAUGAUGCCACGUUUCCCUGGCCAACAUGGUGAUGGUUUGCUUCCAACACCUGUACCUUAUGCCUUUGGUCCUGUGCCACCAGCUCUGCAAAGUGUUGGGAUGCCCAACUUCUUCCCAGCUGGUGCUAACAUUCCACAGAUGCAGGGAAUGGGUAUGAAUGCCAGGCGUGGCCGUGGUCCAAAUAGCAAGCAGCCUGUCUCUGGACUGGGGGGUCAGUUAGAAGUUGCUGGGGUGCCUAUCGCUCGCUGGUCAGGUAACAAGGCAGGGCGUGGCUACAGUGAUAAGGAUCGCAUUGUGGUUGGUGGUCCAAUGAGUGUAGAGAUGGGGAGACCAAACAGAUGGGGGCGUGGCGGCUCUGCACGUGGAAGACGUAGCGGCAGUGUUGGUUCCCGUAAUGUGACCUGGGCUGUGGAGGUUGAUAAAGAGUAUGACAGAAGCAUAGGCUAUGUGGACCAGCCAACUAAACCCAAGAAGUCAUCAAAUAUCAGUCAGGUUCGAGAAGGAGGGGAUGGUGGAAACGACAUCCCAAUAAUCGCUCGUGGCCGAGGAGAUGGUGGAAACGACAUUGAAUCACUCGGUACAGAUGGUCUUGCAUCUGGACUUCCCAUGCAGGGGGCUCUACUUCCACACACCAUCCCUGGACAGAUGGCGGUCAUGUCUCAGUCCCCACAGAUGCCAUUCAAUGGUCAAUCAUAUAGUACACCCCCUCCUGAGAUACCAGGUUUACCCAGGGGUCAGGGCCUCGACAAGGCCCCUGGUAGUCAAGUGCCGAUUAUCCUGGCCAAACCUGGAGACAUACCAGUGGGUGUAGCAAGGGGUCGAGGGGUUAGUGUGAGCAUGCCUGGGGAGAUUCCACCCUACAAUGUACAGCCUGGAAUUGUUGACACUGCUAGCAGCAAAGGGAGAGGCUGGUGGUGGGAGAAACAACAGCAACAGCUACCACCAUCUUGAAUUCUUUGCGUCAGCACUAAUUGUUUAUCUCAAUCAUGACAGGGGUAAAUCCCCCUUAAACAAACACCCUGUCAGUUUACCUAUAUUUUUUCCAAAAAAAAAUCUAUUAAUAUUAUUUCUAUUACUUUGAUGUUGAAGGUUAACUGUUUUGGUUAUUGAACCAUCAUUAAAACAAAAUGGCUCUUGGUUCAAGCCCAGUUACUUCCUGUUUCUUGUGAAAGAUCAGAAAUAUUCAUUAUUAUUCAAUAAUUUGAUCGAGUUUAUUUUCCCUCUCGUCUUCCUACACAGUCUGAAUGGUCACAGGAAUUGCAAACCAUGCCUUGGAAAAUGUAUUUACUCGUGAUUUGUUUGGGAAGGUGUCAAUUUCUUUGUUAUGAGAGAAAAGAUUGUUCAACUUGUGACAUGUUAAGAUCGUCUCACAUCAUAAGAUGUGUGACGAUGUAGUUGUUAAUCACACAAUUCAAAUCGAGGCUGGUUUUGAAUGGCAGUCAUUUGGGUUUAUAAUUAUUGUAAUUUCUAGAUGCAUUAAAUUGGUUAAUCAUGUUAGGUGCAAAAUCUUAUUUGCGUUACGGUUGCCAUUUCGUGGUAUAAUUAUAUUGACUGGCAAUAUAAUUGCCUAGAAAAAUUGUUUAAAGUCACCCAUGUUAUUUGAUUUAAUUGCGGAAAAAAUACAGGCUGUUAGCAUGGCAGGCUUGCCAGUGAGCCCAGAGAAAUUUUUGCACCUUAACUCCCCCUCCCCAGUAGCAAAGGGGGUUUGAUAAGGCAGCACUUCACUUGCUUUGGUUUUCAAUCCACAGGGGAUCUGCUAUCAGCCUUCAAAAGAUAGGAAGGCCAAGAUUCGAUUUUCAUUUUUUGAGGAAAUUAACGUAGUGCUAACAUAGAACAUUGUAAAAUCUUCAGGUUUUUGAUAUUACCCAUCUUAAGCUGAGUAAUGUAUUAAACUUCAAUUUUUUUAAUUAA